UGCCGGCUGUCAUUCGUCUCGAUUCUACCAGCUGAAUCAGUUCGAUUUCUGAGUGCGAAACGGCAAGAUGUAUCAUUUCGUGAGCGGAAUUCUGUUGACGUUGCUGCUGACUGCGGCGCUGUUCCUGACGCCGCCCACUGAAGCCGCUGUGUUACGUGGCCUCUUCGCGAAUGAGAAGUAUCCCGGCAAGUGUUAUGUGUCGGAAAAUCUCAUCUUGAGCUCGGGCGAACAAGCCAAAUAUCCCGAAAUGGACUGUGCUCGUAUUAUAUGUGGCAGCGAAAGCUGGGCCGAAAUUCACACCUGCGGCGUUGAGGUCCCCCCACCAGGCUUUCAGUUUGGCAAUGUGAAGAAUCCCAAUGCCGAUUACCCCAAAUGCUGUGAACGUGAAUUGAUUAAAGCCAAGUAAAGCUAAAAUACUUAAUAAAGGCUUUUGCCUACAUAUCUAUAACUAAACAAUAUUCUGUGUGCUUGUUCUUCUAGAGACUGCACAGCAAAGCACAUGUCGAGCAUCUAAAAAUAAAAUAAACAAAAACGAAAACAAAAACAAAAACAAAAAGCAAA
Molecule: messenger RNA, 561 nt
Organism: Drosophila mojavensis
Lineage: Eukaryota; Metazoa; Arthropoda; Insecta; Diptera; Drosophilidae
Exons: 2
Coding region: 68-406 (112 amino acids)
Source: RefSeq, a predicted model, not a curated record